Molecule: messenger RNA, 1185 nt
Organism: Ostrinia nubilalis (European corn borer)
Lineage: Eukaryota; Metazoa; Arthropoda; Insecta; Lepidoptera; Crambidae
Exons: 3
Coding region: 122-883 (253 amino acids)
Source: RefSeq, a predicted model, not a curated record
GUAUAUUUCUGUGUGGCUCACGGUUAAACAUAGUCUCGCCCACGCUGCUCGCGCGCCGAAUCUUGCCGCCCGCCCAGUCCCAUCUGCUUUCUCACCGCCAGUACACGCCCCAGGAACCAGAAUGAGCCGUAUAGGGAGAACCCGGCGCACGCGCGUCUACGACUGCAACUAUAACAAGGGCGAGAGCUACUACCGUCCGGUUCUGGACCGGCUCGACGGCAAGGUCGCACCGGCCCGUGAACCGGACCGCGAGCGCAUCCGGUCCGACGUUGAGAACCGGAUCAACCGAGCGCUGGAUGACAUCGAGGCGCCGCACGACGAGUUGUACGACUCCAGGGGUGCGCGCGCGCAGCGAGGCAGGCCGUUGUCCUCCGCUUUUGAGGACGACGAGCUCUCUGAAGAUAUCACAGAGUCGCUGAAGCGCCUACGAGCUGGAAAGAAAUCAUCCCGUUUCGCAGAAGACAUCGACUUCGAGAAUGCCGUGUCCAACAUCGAGAACCGUAUGAGGAUCUCCGACAAAAUUUUGGAGAGCGUGGGAAUUGGCUCGUCCGAAGUCAGUGGGGCGAGGAAAGCUCUGCAAGAGAACGAGGAGAGGACCGAGAAGCGUAUCGCCCGCCGGCUGAACGAAGAAAACUCGCUGACAAAGUGGACAGCGCUGAACAGUGACGAAAGCGCUGCAGCACAGCGGGCGAAGGUGAGCAGGGCGCGCUUGAGCGACCUUGAAGACGAGAUGUCAGAACUCAAUGAGAGGACCGCUGCCAGAGAAAAGAGGGCUGCACGUCUCCGAGCCCUGGUCGCCGACAGUGACUCCGUCGACACCUCUGUUGCCGCUUCCAAAAUCACCAUCAGAGCAGAGAGGGAAAAGAAACAAGUCACUUUCUAAAUCUCAUAUUCGGUAACGCUUCAAACACUCUCUGCUCUCUAAGAUCGAAAUUUUAGAGUCGUUGAGGAUAGAUAAAUUUGCUAGAAUAUACUCCUGCAUUUGUCAUUGUCACGGCUUCACUUUCACUUGCAUUGCUUUAUUUUAAUAGUAUGAUUCUGAAAUAUUUAAUAUUAUAAAAGUGUAACUGAGAGUGCUGCCUUGCAUAAUGACCGAGCCGAUGUCUAUUUUAUACUUGUUGUGUAGAAUACAGUGCUGCGUAUCGCCCUUUUUUUAUUUGUCUGUUGAAUAAAGAACAAAAGAUA